Molecule: messenger RNA, 597 nt
Organism: Colletotrichum chrysophilum
Lineage: Eukaryota; Fungi; Ascomycota; Sordariomycetes; Glomerellales; Glomerellaceae
Exons: 2
Coding region: 1-597 (198 amino acids)
Source: RefSeq, a predicted model, not a curated record
AUGAAGUUCUCCGCCGCCACCAUCCUCGCCGUUGUCGGCCUCGUUGCUGCUCAGCUCGACGGUAUCCCCUCGUGUGCCGUCACUUGCUUGAACAACGCCGUCACUUCCACCGGCAAGUGCCAGGCCGGUGACGUGGCCUGCUUGUGCAGCCCUGCCAACUACCAGGCCAUCGUCACCGCCGGUACCCCCUGCGUCCUGGCCUCUUGCGGUGCCGAGGUCGCUGCCAACCAGGUUCUGCCUGCCGCUGGCAAGAUCUGCGCCGCCGUUGCUGGCGGUGGUGGCCCUGCCUCCUCUGCCGCCGCCGUCCCUGCCGUCUCUUCCGCCGUUGCCUCCGUCUCCUCCGCUGUCGUCGCCUCCGUCUCGAGCCGCGUCGCUUCUGCCUCCAGCAGAGCCGCCUCCAUCACCAGCAGAAUCUCUCAGGCCAGCGCCUCCGCUUCCGCCACCAGGACCGUUGUUGUUACCAGCGCCGUCACCAGCCGCAACGGCACCUCCACCGCCACCUCCACCGUCGCUCCCGUCACUGUCAACGGUGCCAACGUCCAGGGCCCCGUUGGUGUCCUCGCCAUGCUGGCUGUUGGUGCCCUUGCUGCCCUGUAA